This is a messenger RNA of Debaryomyces fabryi, 732 nucleotides long. RefSeq lists its product as uncharacterized. The coding region runs from base 1 to 732 and encodes 243 amino acids. The record is from RefSeq and is a predicted model, not a curated record. NCBI's taxonomy places the organism in Eukaryota, Fungi, Ascomycota, Pichiomycetes, Serinales, Debaryomycetaceae. The transcript has a single exon.
AUGAAAUUCUCUACCAUUUUAUCCAUUGCCGCUUUAUUUGCAGCCACAAGUGCAGCAACAGUUGAUCCAAUAGCACCUGGAGAACCUACACCAGGAACACCAGAUGUACCUGGAAGUAUUACACUCGAUGACCCGGUUCCUUCAGGAACUAUUAGUCUUGAUGAUCCAACUAGUGAAGUUCCUUCUGGAACCAUUACUCUUGAUGACCCAACUAGCGAAGUUCCUUCUGGAACUAUUUCCCUCGAUGAUCCGACAAGUGAAGUUCCUUCUAUCAGCAUUAAUGACCCAACCAUCUCAACCGUUGUACCACCCACCUUUAAUGCUACACUUCCAACGCUUUCCGUGUCCACUGUUCCUACAAUAAAACCACCAACUCCAACAUUUUAUCCUAACACUACUACAACUGUUACUGGAUCUAUUACAGUCACUGAUUUUGUAACUUUCUGUCCAUAUCCAACCACAGUUACUGUUACCACAUGCCGUAGUAAUGUAUGUCUUCCACAUACCGUGACGGUUCCAGAAGCCACUACCUUGACUGUGACUGGUUCAUGUCUCGUGCCUACCACUUACACAACCGAAACAUGCCCUGAAUGUACUAAAACUAAAGAACCAACUACUACCCCAGGACCAUCUUCAGUUCCUUCAGUUCCUUCAAUCUCCGAAGGGUCUGCACCAAGGAAUAUAGCAGGAGCACUAGCAGGCAUAGUUGCAGUUGCAGCAAUCUUAAUCUAA